This is a messenger RNA of Nicotiana attenuata, 1440 nucleotides long. RefSeq names its product heavy metal-associated isoprenylated plant protein 9. Gene Ontology annotation, molecular function: metal ion binding. The record is from RefSeq and is a predicted model, not a curated record. The coding region runs from base 313 to 1242 and encodes 309 amino acids. The transcript has 5 exons. Lineage: Eukaryota; Viridiplantae; Streptophyta; Magnoliopsida; Solanales; Solanaceae.
UAAAUUUGGUUAGCCCCUACUCUUUGGAAACCCCCUUCUCCCUCUUGUGUUCUUGUUCUUCCCUAACAAAGCUUAGCUAAUAUACAAAAAGAAAGGAAUUAAUUUUAUUGUAGUUAGUUGCCCUGCAUGUGCUCUGCCAUCGCACAGAGUUUGCUUUUGUAGGAAAAUAAUCGCACCGCCCAACCUCUCUUUACAAUCUUAUUUUGUCAUAUAACUGCACUUUGAUUCUCUUAACAGUCCCUUUUCUCCUACUUUGAACCAUAUAAAACCUGAGCGUAGUUUUUCAAUUAUAGUCAUAGACAGACAGAUACAAUGGGUGAAGCAAUUCAACAGGAGCCAACAAAGGAAGAAGUGAAAGUAGAGGAAAAGAAGGAAGAACAAACAGAGGAGAAGAAAGAAGAGAAAGUAGAAGAAGAGAAAAAAGAAGAGCCAAAACCACCUUCUCCUUUCGUUUUGUACGUCGACUUGCAUUGUGUUGGAUGUGCCAAGAAAAUUGAGAGGUCCAUUUCAAAGAUUAGAGGUGUUGAAGGAGUAGUGAUAGACAUGGCGCAAAACCAAGUAACAAUAAAAGGAGUAAUAGAACCACAAGCAGUAUGUGACAGGAUUACCAAGAAAACCAAGAGAGUUGCAAAAGUAUUGUCACCCCUACCGGAAGCUGAGGGCGAACCAAUUCCUGAAGUUGUUGCUUCACAGGUAAGUGGAUUGACUACGGUGGAGCUUAACGUCAACAUGCAUUGCGAGGCCUGCGCCGAGCAACUUAAAAAGAAGAUUCUCAGAAUGAGAGGAGUGAGAACUGCAGAAACAGAAGCCAGCACAGGAAAAGUUACGGUGACAGGAACCAUGGACGCCAACAAGCUCGUUGAAUACGUCUAUAGACGCACCAAAAAGCAAGCCAAAAUUGUACCUCAACCUGAACCCGAGAAGCCCCCUGAAGAACCAAAGCCUGAAGAGUCUAAACCAGAAGAGGCAAAGCCAGCUGAAGAAGCUAAGCCCGACGACGGAGCUGCCGAAAAGAAAGACGGCGACGGUGAAAAACCACCGGAGGAGGAAAAGAAAGAGGGCGGUGAAGAACAAGCCGGAGAAGACAAAAAAGAAGGAGAAGAGAUUAUUCCAAUUGGAGAUCAUGAUCAAAUGAACAUUAAUAAGAUGAUGUAUUAUUAUCAGCCACUUUACGUCAUUGAAAGAAUCCCACCUCCGCAGCUCUUCUCCGAUGAAAACCCUAAUGCAUGUUGCAUUACAUAAUAUAACCAAUCAAUAAGAGUUUAUCGAUCCCCACUGAGUUUUAUAUAUUGUGGGACAAUUAAACACGUAGGAGUAUUUAAUAUUUGUUGUAUCGAUGAUUAUGUGAAGAGGAUAUAUAUUAUUAUCCCUAGAUCAUGAAUAAUGAUAAAUACAAAUUUAUCGUGUAAUAUCUAAUUAAUCUUGAACAUAGUGCUUCAA